GUGGUACCUUUUGGUGAGAGGACUGCGGCAUCAGAAGACAGUGCAGCUGUGGCAGCAGGAGCUGCCACCACUGAGCAGGAGGAUGUUGCUGAAGGUGACAAACCUCAGGGAGAAGAAAAAGAGGCUGAUAUGUCUCAGGAAAAGGUCAGCAGCAUCCCUUCUGUAGUAAUAGAUCCAGCAUCAAACAACGAGGGGGAGGGAGAACACAAAGUCAUCAUGAAUGAGUCCAAAAAUGCCACAACAGAGAUGGGUGCUCAGGUCACUGACACUUCUCUCAGUGAAACUUCCCAAUCUGGAAAUGAUCAGAAACCUGCUGAAGAAAUCCAGGUUGUACUUUCUCAGGAUCAGCCUGUUCCAGCAGAAGAUGCAGCUUCAGCAAUGCCACCUGGUUUUCUCUAUAAGGUUGAAGUUCUGCAUGAUUUUGAGGCAGCUAACAGUGAUGAGCUUAAUUUAAAACGAGGAGAUAUUGUGCUAGUGAUUCCUUCUGAGACCACAGCUGAUCAGGAGGCUGGCUGGUUGACUGGCAUUAAGGAAUCUGAGUGGCUUCAGUACAGAGAUGCAAAUAGUUAUAAAGGACUUUUCCCAGAGAACUUCACACGCCAUCUGGAGUAGUUCUCCCAGGCAGACAAAUGUAGUAUGAAGCUCAGUCAGUAGGUUUUUAACCUCUUUGAAACACAGGAGCCCACCUUUUUGUUGUUUAAGCUGUUAAUGGUUUACACACUGAUGCAAGACAAAGCUAGUUGAAACAUAUCAAAUGAGCAUGAAUGCAAACAGUUAAGGUGUAAUUUCUGAAACAGUACAUGGGGAAAAAAAAUCAGAUAAAAAUGAAAUGUCCUUAUUUGUUCACAAGUAUGUGGCAACAGGUUUGUUUGUGCUUCGUCAGAGCUAUGGUGAUCCUGUAUUUGAUCCUUUCCCAAGAAAUCUGAAAUUAGCUUCCUCAAUACCAAAACCAUAACUUCUCUGCACUAAGUGUAUUGUAUUCCAUUGCACUGCAGAAGAUUUAAUUAAUUAUCCUGUAGUUAUAAGGUCAAACUAUUACAAGUUCCGUGUGUUAAAAAGAUAGUUAACUACUGCAACGUUUUUCAGUGUUAUUUUUGGACAUGCAUAAUAUAUAUACACAAGAGCUUAUAUGUGUAUAUAUAAGUGCAUAUGGCUAUAUGCAUUUUCACAACUUCAUUGUAGCUCUUUGGCUGUGUAGUAUCAUCCAGUAUAUGCAUUGCUUUUUCAUUGUCUGGCAUUACAGGAAACAGUUUUGUUCAAAGCAAAAUUAACUACUCCAUUGCCAAAACAUGAUACAAUAUCUGUGUUUGUAAUGUGAUAUUUUCAUUCUUAAGUGAUGAAUAACAUCAUGUUCAAAGCCGCUAACCUUUGAGAAGGCAUGGCUCCGUUUCCUCUUCCAGCUGCAGUAGUUACAAUGAGAUAACCUGGAGGGGGGAGUUGUUAUGAUGCUAAUCUAUACGUUUUUAUUUAAUUGGCUGAAUACAUUUUCAAAAAGAAACAGAACUAAUCUCUGAGAAUAAAUAAACACAAUAUAUUUUCACUAUAUGUAUUUAUGCAGCAUACCUUCACAGAACCUUUUAAAGUAAGAUAUAUAUCCUGUAUCAAAAAGUCAUCUGUAACUUAUGUUUUCCAGUGCUGUGUCAUUAAAAAUAAACCUUUGGUCCAAAGAA
Molecule: messenger RNA, 1670 nt
Organism: Pyrgilauda ruficollis (rufous-necked snowfinch)
Lineage: Eukaryota; Metazoa; Chordata; Aves; Passeriformes; Passeridae
Product: amphiphysin-like
Exons: 4
Biological process (GO): synaptic vesicle endocytosis
Cellular component (GO): plasma membrane; synaptic vesicle
Molecular function (GO): phospholipid binding; protein binding
Source: RefSeq, a predicted model, not a curated record